Tachyglossus aculeatus (Australian echidna) is the source of this 1489-nucleotide messenger RNA. RefSeq names its product EGF like domain multiple 8 (gene EGFL8). Lineage: Eukaryota; Metazoa; Chordata; Mammalia; Monotremata; Tachyglossidae. The transcript has 10 exons. The coding region runs from base 254 to 1453 and encodes 399 amino acids. Gene Ontology annotation, biological process: anatomical structure development. Gene Ontology annotation, molecular function: calcium ion binding; signaling receptor binding. Gene Ontology annotation, cellular component: extracellular region; cell surface. The record is from RefSeq and is a predicted model, not a curated record.
CGGUGACUGACAGGGCGACUGACUGAAAUUCUUGGGACCCUGAAGGCAGAGAGAGGGCUGUGGGAGACGGGGGGUCCCGCUGAGGAAGCCAGGAUAGCGUGGACCCGCCCCCAACGCCUCGUCUGCGAGACCUCCGGGCCUCAGCCUUGGCCGCCACAGCCCGGGCACAGAGACAGACACGGAGACAGAGAGACGGCCGGGCCCGGACACUGCUUCCAGGUGUCAAGGGCUGCUGGGGCCCGUGCGGGGCUCCAUGGCCCGGGCGGCUCUCAGCCCGUCGCUUCUGCUGCCACCGCUGCUGCUGCUGCUGCUGGUCGGAGCCCCGGGGGUCCGCGGGGACCCCCGCCAACACAGACAGGGGGUGUGCUCCACUCAGUCCCUGAGGGUCCCGCUCCACUACAACGAGUCGUACAGUCAGCCCGUGUACAAGCCCUACCUAACCCUGUGUGCAGGGCGGCGCGUCUGCAGCACCUACAGGACCACCUACCGCGUGGCGUGGCGAGAAGUUCGACGGGAGGUUCUGCAGACUCACGCCGUGUGCUGUCAGGGCUGGAAGAAGCGGCACCCAGGGGCGCUGACCUGCGAGGAAGCCAUUUGUCCGAAGCCCUGUCAAAACGGAGGGGUCUGUGCCCGGCCCGGCCAGUGUCAGUGUGCCCCUGGAUGGGGGGGAAAGCACUGCCACGUGGAUGUGGAUGAAUGCCGGGCCGGGGUCCCGCUCUGUUCCCACCGUUGCCUCAACACGCGGGGCAGCUUUGUCUGCGGCUGCCCGCCAGGGCUGACCCUGGGGCCGGACGAACGGACCUGCCUGGAGGAGGGGCCCCCGGAGCCCCCACCCAGCCCCAGCAUCCUCAGUGUGGCAGUGCGGGAGGCAAAGCAGGAUGAGCGCAACUUGAGGCAGGAGAUGGGGGAGCUGAGGAUCCGCCUGGAGCACCUGGAGGAGUGGGCAACCCGGGCAGGGGCCUGGGUCCGCGGCAUGCUCCCCGUGCCCCCCGAGGCGCUGCGUCCGGAGCAGGUGGCCGAGCUGUGGGGCCGCGGGGACCGGAUCGACUCGCUCAGUGACCAGGUUCUUGCGAAGACAACAGUUUGGGGCCCGGUCUCGAUCGCCGAUGAAAGGCCACCCGCUCCGGUGACGGGCUUCCGCGUCCGACCUCCUGGGCCGUCUAAUUUAUACCGACCCCUUUCCACCCCACUAACCCCGGCAAGGGCCGGAUGCCUGGUUCCCCAGACCCUUGGGCUGCCACGGAUGGCUGUCUGGACGCCGAUAAGGCGGCACGGUGGAAACGACUCGGACCCUAAGAGGUGGAAGAACGGGCAGCUUGGGUUCAAGCGCUUAAUACAGCAUUCUACACGCGGCAAGCGUUCAAUAAAUAUGACUGACCGCCGCCUUCCCCCCUCCCCAAAAAAACCCAGGCCCGCUCUCUUCUGCGCUUUAUUCUCCGACUUUGUUAUUUGAAUUAAUAAAAACCAUUGCUGCGGGCUCCCCCCUGCU